This is a messenger RNA of Mercenaria mercenaria, 1330 nucleotides long. RefSeq lists its product as uncharacterized. The transcript has 4 exons. Bases 158 to 1117 code for a protein of 319 amino acids. NCBI's taxonomy places the organism in Eukaryota, Metazoa, Mollusca, Bivalvia, Venerida, Veneridae. The record is from RefSeq and is a predicted model, not a curated record.
AACUAUUGAUUUUCAAGUUUACAUAAGUCGGCGGGUUCACGGUCAUAAAACCUGAAUGAAUAUAUGAAUUUAAAACAGGCGAAAUGAUUCAUAGUGUCUGGAGAUUUUGUUUAUACUUUUAAAAAGUUGCAAAGUUGUGCAAAUAAAACAUAAUAAAAUGACUUUGCUUCAGAAAAACGUGCUUCAAGGAUUAUUCAUCUAUCUGUUAACAGAAAUGAUUGUGUCAAAGCGCCCGGGCAAUAACAAAGAUCAUGAAAAAUGGAAUGUAAACUAUUACCCUAAACCGACCAUAGGUGUCAAACAUUUAGACAUGAACUUGAAAUGUAGUAAUAAAUACCAACUGAUUGACGUCGAGGUCAUUGCUGGGAAGAAAUUUUUUGAAGACAAUCAAGAAGAAUAUGUGUUCGGAUAUACACCUUCGCUAAUCUUCAACGUUAACAACUGCUAUUGGAACCAAGGUUGCACUAUCACAUUCCCGCAAGACCUUAUGGUCACUUGUGUUACUGUUAAAAAUACAGAUAGCAAAGGCGCUAUUGUUGUGCCGAAUGAAGGGUUCAGUUUUAAAACGUGUGCAAUGGAAAAUGUUCAAUUUCUCAAUCCAGUGCACGCCAAAUGCAUAAAAAUAAAGGUUGUGAAGAAUAUUUGCGAAUUGAAAAAUGGGAAACGUAAAUGCACGAAUAAACUUCCAAAACGGAAAGGAAUGAUAAAGAGUCACGAGUCAUUCCCAUGGAAUUACGACGAAACGUACCGAAACCUUGUGUGGAAAUAUAACUUUCCUUUGACAGACAAGAAACAGAAAGUACUUGUAAUUGGCUUAAAAUCCGUACACGUAUGCGAAGACGAUCGCUUGGUCUUAAGAACAAACAAAGGGGAAAUGGAUAUUGCAGAAAUGGAAGAAAACAAACAUUUGAGUUUUAAAAAACAAGAUCAUGGAUUUUUAGAACUAGAAUUCAGUGUAGCUUCAGACAGCAAGGGGUGCGGCGGAUUUCUAAUCUGCUACAACGAGAUAAAGAAGAAGAAAUUAAACAGAUACGACGGAAAAAAGCGAAACGUGUGUGACGACCUGUUCAGCAAGAAGAAACUGAUUCCUAAUCUUGAAACGAUGGGAGUGUCUUAAAAUUAAAUGCUUCAGCAAACAUUCGAACAGUUCUCUACUGUGUCAUUGUAUAUUUUUCAAUCUGCUACAUUUUUAAAAGUACAACGGCCUACACAGCAUAAGUAAAUGAUAUACUGAUAGCCAGUCACUACGAAAAAGCACGAGUAUCUUUUACAGUAUUCCAGGAAAUCCUCAAUGCUCAGUGUUUAAAUAAAUAAACUCUUUAUACAUUUC